Molecule: messenger RNA, 1132 nt
Organism: Exaiptasia diaphana
Lineage: Eukaryota; Metazoa; Cnidaria; Anthozoa; Actiniaria; Aiptasiidae
Product: Krueppel-like factor 9
Exons: 1
Coding region: 167-823 (218 amino acids)
Biological process (GO): regulation of transcription by RNA polymerase II
Molecular function (GO): RNA polymerase II cis-regulatory region sequence-specific DNA binding; DNA-binding transcription factor activity, RNA polymerase II-specific
Source: RefSeq, a predicted model, not a curated record
AUUGUCCGAACCUCACGGUAUAAAAGGCACAUCGCCGCUUUGCUGUCAUUCUACAUCACUUCUUAGAACCAUCAACAACGCUUCACUAUCGAAAAACUGUUCAUACUUACGGACUAGAGGAGUUUUCUACAAGGAAUUUCACAUUCCAGCGACCCAUUUUGGCAUAAUGGAUAAUUUUGUGUCUAGUUAUGCCCUCGAUACAGUGGCCGCCGCACGCUGUUUACUAGAUCUCUCGAAAACUUUUUGGCCAAGACCUAUUUCUGGUUUUAACGAGGAGCGAACGUCUGCUUUAGCAAUGAUCGCGAAAGCUUUGACUUCUUUUGACCAAGAAUGCCGAGAAUUGAACACUGAAACAAUUUUAUCGACGCCAUUGAAACCGAAGAACGAUAAUGAGGAACAUGGGGAGAGAGUUCCACUCGAUGAAGCCGACAAGUGUGGUCUCACGCCUACUUUUAAAACAAACGAAGCGAAGUCGCGAGUUCAACAGCGAAGAACCAAAACCGGGAGAGUAGCAAAGAAGAUUCAUUCGUGUCACUAUAACGGUUGUAAUAAGACCUAUGGGAAGAGCAGUCACUUAAAGGCACACCUAAGAACGCACACUGGGGAAAGACCUUUUCACUGUUCGUGGACACAGUGCGGUAAAAGCUUCGCUCGUUCAGAUGAACUAGCGCGACACUAUCGUACACACACGGGCGAAAAAAGAUACGUUUGCUCGAUAUGUAGUAAAAGGUUCAUGCGAAGCGACCACCUAACAAAACACUCAAAGACUCAUACAGUCAAGGACAACAUCGCGAAACAACCUACCAAGCCAUUGUUCUUUUGACAAGAAGGAACCCCAAAAAACAAUUUUUGACUUCGUUUGUAUAUGAACUUUACAGAAAGGAAUAUUUAUAGGGGUAUGAAUCGUUUUAAUAUGUGAAAAAUCGUCAUGGAAAUGAUCAUUGUAUUUGCUAAUGAUAAUGUAUUUUGAAAGAGAAUAUUCUGUAUUUCAUAAUCGCCAAUUUUAUAAAUGUGUAUCGCUCGCAAGUGGGCUGGCUCCGCUGUUCAGUGUCAAUGUAAAUGCAAUAGUUAUGCACUAAAAUCCACAGUAUAAAAACAAAGAAAUACCGUUGCUAGAGUUGGCACGUCAAUC